GGUCACGAGGUCUUCCAACAUGGCCGCGCCCUCUGAGUGUCAGCCGUAGUUUCCUGUCAGUUAGUUUAAAUGAGUUUUGGAGCCGCUGCCCGCUUUUGACGAACCUAGAGACAAGCAGAGGAGUUUUUCUACAAACACCCUUCAUCCUCCUCACGUUUCCAGCAUGAGCAAAAACGACCUAAUCCUACCAAAGGAUUUCCCCAAGUUAAAGAACGACACAUUUCUUCGAGCAGCAAGAGGAGAAGACACUGAGCAUGUCCCGGUCUGGUGCAUGAGGCAGGCUGGGAGAUACCUGCCAGAGUUUCGGGAAUGGAGGGAAGGAAAGGACUUUUUUGAGACGUGUCGGUCACCAGAGAUCUGCUGUGAGCUCACUCUGCAGCCUCUGAGGCGUUUUCCUUUGGAUGCGGCCAUCAUCUUCUCUGACAUCCUGGUUGUUCCACAGGCCAUGGGCAUGAACGUCCAGAUGCUGACGGGUAAAGGUCCAACGUUCACAGAGCCUCUGAAGGAGCCUGAGGACCUGGAACGGCUGCAGGCCAAAGUGGACGUUCAGAAGGAGCUGGGCUACGUCUUCAAGGCCAUCACACUGACCAGACACAAGCUGGAGGGCAAAGUUCCCCUCAUAGGAUUCACAGGAGCUCCGUGGACGCUCAUGUCCUACAUGAUCGAAGGUGGAGGUUCAGUUACACAGUCCAAAGCCAAGCGCUGGCUCUACCGGCAUCCUGAAGCCAGCCACAUGCUCCUGAAGAUGCUGGCAGACGUGAUCGUUGAGUAUCUGCUGGGACAGGUGACCGCCGGUGCUCAGGCUCUACAGGUGUUCGAGUCCCACGCAGGAAUUCUGGGCCCGGCGCAGUUCAAAGAGUUCUCCCUGCCGUACCUGCGGGACAUCGCUCGCCGGGUCAAAGACAGACUCAAAGAGGCGGGACAGGAUGUUCCCAUGAUUGUGUUUGCUAAAGAUGCUCACUAUGGUCUGGAGGAUCUGUCUGAGUCUCACUACGAGGUGGUCGGUCUGGAUUGGACCAUCGACCCACAAUCAGCUCGGGAGCGCACAGGUGGGAAGGUCAGCCUGCAGGGAAACAUGGACCCCUGUGCUCUGUACGCUCCAAAGGAGCGGAUCUCAGAGAUCGUGAAGAAGAUGGUGGCGGGCUUCGGCACCAAGGGCUACAUCGCAAACCUGGGCCACGGCCUCUAUCCCGACAUGGAGCCAGAGAACGUCGGCGCCUUCGUGGAAGCCGUGCACCAACACUCCAAACUUCUGAUCAAACAAAUGUAACGCAAAAAAAAAAAAAAAAGUGGGAAACGUCUUCAGAAAACAAGAAGGAAGCCAUGUUUAAGACUGUUGAGUUCAUGAAAUAUUGGAAUGUUUUUGAAUAUGGAUCAAGAAAAUGUGUCGUUGCUGUUUUUGAGGAUUUCAGCGGGUUUAUCUGUACGCUGAAAAAAAAAAAAAGGAAAAACAUCCCAGCAUUAAUGGAAAAACAUCCAAAUCAACAUGACCAGAGCAAAAAAAAAAAAAAAUUCCACACGUUUCUAUCCCGUGCAGCUUUCCAGGAUAAACAUGUUGGGAUCUCUGGGAGAUUUCCUCCUCAUCUGUAAUGUGUUUAUCUGGAUUAUGUUUGUGGAUUGAGAAGCGAUGCGGCGGUUGUGUGAAGUGCAUGCUGCUUAUGUUUGUGGGAUCACUUUGUGUUGACAGUGGAUGGAAAAGCUCAACAGCUUGUAUGUAUGAAGUAUUGGAAUCGUCUUUGCUUUUAUACCUCACCUCUAUGAUGUUAUUCUGACAUUUACAAAUACAAAAAGGAUG
Molecule: messenger RNA, 1795 nt
Organism: Oryzias latipes (Japanese medaka)
Lineage: Eukaryota; Metazoa; Chordata; Actinopteri; Beloniformes; Adrianichthyidae
Gene: urod
Product: uroporphyrinogen decarboxylase
Biological process (GO): heme biosynthetic process
Cellular component (GO): cytosol
Molecular function (GO): uroporphyrinogen decarboxylase activity
Source: RefSeq, a predicted model, not a curated record